Coffea arabica (coffee) is the source of this 1478-nucleotide messenger RNA. RefSeq names its product xyloglucan endotransglucosylase/hydrolase protein 31. Gene Ontology annotation, molecular function: xyloglucan:xyloglucosyl transferase activity; hydrolase activity, hydrolyzing O-glycosyl compounds. Gene Ontology annotation, biological process: cell wall biogenesis; xyloglucan metabolic process. The record is from RefSeq and is a predicted model, not a curated record. Gene Ontology annotation, cellular component: apoplast; cell wall. NCBI's taxonomy places the organism in Eukaryota, Viridiplantae, Streptophyta, Magnoliopsida, Gentianales, Rubiaceae.
UUCGAGGACAAGCACAUGAGUUCUCCACUACACUUUAUUCAUACAUCUGGUGCAUUAUUAACAGGGCACAUUAGCUCCAAUUUUUCGUACGCAUUUUUGUGCGCUCUUUCAAGAGUUAUGGCCCUGAUUCUUCUCUCGUUUUUCAUAGUUUUCCUGCUCCCUCCAACCAACGCUCAGGGCGAUCCACCUUCCCCGGGCUACUACCCUAGUUCAAGAGUUGCUUCACUAGGGUUUAACCAGGGCUUUAGGACCCUUUGGGGUCCUCAGAAUCAAAGGAUCGAGCAAGGCUCUUUAACAGUCUGGCUUGAUAGAAGCUCAGGCAGCGGAUUCAAAUCCCUCAACCGAUAUCGAUCUGGUUAUUUUGGUGCUGCCGUCAAGCUCCAACCUGGUUAUACAGCUGGAGUCAUUACAUCUUUCUACCUUUCAAACAACGAGGACUAUCCCGGGUACCAUGAUGAGAUUGACAUCGAGUUUCUCGGGACAACUACUGAUAAGCCAUAUACAUUGCAAACAAACGUCUACAUGAGAGGAAGUGGAGAUGGAAACAUUGUAGGCAGGGAGAUGAAGUUUCACCUUUGGUUCGACCCCACGAAAGAUUUCCACAACUAUGCUAUACUCUGGAGCCCUAACGAAAUCAUAUUUUUUGUCGACGACGUGCCAAUUAGAAGAUACCCAAGAAAAAGUGAUGCCACAUUUCCUCUAAGACCUAUGUGGGUGUACGGUUCGAUUUGGGAUGCAUCAUCAUGGGCCACCGAGGAAGGAAAAUACAAAGCUGAUUAUCAGUACCAGCCCUUUGUUGGGAGGUACAACAAUUUCAAAUUAGGUGGUUGCACCACCAAUGGCGCUGCCACUUGCCGCUCUAUAUCUGCUUCUCCGGCGGGUCCUAGUGGGCUGAGCAGCAAGCAAUAUGCAGCCAUGGCAUGGGUCCAGAGGAACUACAAGGUUUAUGAUUAUUGCGCGGAUCCUAGUAGAGACCACACCCAUACACCUGAGUGCUAGGUCUUAUUGGGGGGAAAAUUUUUAAAUUAAUAAAAGAAUAUAUCAAGGUCGAGCCUCAGGAUUUAGAAGGUCCAAAUCCCCGUUUUCUUAAAUUUCACUCUUUCCUUAUUUAAAAAUUUCAAAAAAAAAAAUAUGAAGUUGUUUUAAUUGUCUGGAGUGUUUUGAGAUGGGUCCACUUGCCAAGAAUAGAUGCAAGAGUAGUUGAAGCGUCCAAGCCUCCAAGAUUGGGAAGCGGAAUCCAUUUUGUUUUGUUUGUGGCAAUAAAUAUUUAAUGUAAUGAUCAUGUUAUUGUAUUUGUAAUAUAGCUGCAGUAGUUGAUAGAGAACGUAAGAAGUAAUGACACCAAAAAAAAAAAAAAAAAAAGAUCAAAGAUGUAUGUGGUGAAUUGGGAGCGUCUUCAUGAGGUUUAACUGUAGAUCAGCUCAAAUGUAUGAUUAUCUUUUCUUGGUUAUAAUAAAGAAAAUUUGCGCAUUCAUUUG